Messenger RNA from Globicephala melas (long-finned pilot whale), 1002 nucleotides. RefSeq names its product cellular communication network factor 5 (gene CCN5). The record is from RefSeq and is a predicted model, not a curated record. Gene Ontology annotation, cellular component: extracellular matrix; extracellular region. Gene Ontology annotation, biological process: cell adhesion; signal transduction. Gene Ontology annotation, molecular function: heparin binding; integrin binding. Lineage: Eukaryota; Metazoa; Chordata; Mammalia; Artiodactyla; Delphinidae.
CACACACACACACACACACACACACAGGCAAGCACCCCCCAGGUGGCCUCCACAGUCUCACCUUCAGACUUACAGGUCCUGCCUCCCAGACUCAAAGCUGGCUCCGUGGGGACACAGUGACAUGAGAGGCACACCACAGACCCACCUCCUGGCCUUCUCCCUCCUCUGCCUCUUCUCCAAGGUGUGUGCCCAGCUGUGCCCAACACCGUGUACCUGUCCCUGGCCCCCACCCCGAUGCCCACAGGGGGUGCCCCUGGUGUUGGACGGUUGCAACUGCUGCCGGGUAUGUGCACGGCGGCUGGGGGAGCCCUGCGACCAUCUCCACGUCUGCGACCCCAGCCAGGGGCUGGUCUGCCAGCUCGGGGCGGGCCCUGGCGGCCGGGGGUCCGUGUGCCUCUGGGGAGAAGAUGAGGGCAGCUGUGAGGUGAACGGCCGCCUCUACCGGGAUGGGGAGACCUUCCAGCCCCACUGCAGGAUCCGCUGCCGCUGUGAGGACGGCGGCUUCACCUGUGUGCCCCUGUGCAGCGAGGACGUGCGGCUGCCCACCUGGGACUGUCCCUACCCCAAGAAGGUGGAGGUCCCAGGAAAAUGCUGCCCUGAGUGGGUGUGCGACCAGGGAAGGGGGCUGGGGGUCCAGCCCCUCCCAGCCCAUGGACCCCAGUUUUCUGGUCUUGUCGCUCCCCCAGCCCCUGCCGUCUCCUGCCCAGAAUGGAGCACGGCCUGGGGCCCCUGCUCAACCACCUGUGGGCUGGGCGUGGCCACCCGGGUGUCCAACCAGAAUCGCUUCUGCCGCCUGGAGACCCAGCGUCGCCUCUGCCUACUCGGGCCCUGUCCACCCACCAGGGGCCGCAGACCACGGAACAGUGCCUUUUAGAGCCAGACUGAGGAUGGACACUCGGUGUCACCCGCCUGCCAAGCAAGCAACCUGGGCUGCAGGCAACAGUCCAGCUUGGGUCCACCAUCCGGGCCCCGGAGGACGAGAGUGUUCCCAAGCCAGCUGGU